Molecule: messenger RNA, 882 nt
Organism: Lecanosticta acicola
Lineage: Eukaryota; Fungi; Ascomycota; Dothideomycetes; Mycosphaerellales; Mycosphaerellaceae
Source: the annotation of a GenBank genome assembly
AUGUCGAACCAUUCCAGCAGAGUCGUGGAGGCCGACAAGACGAUGGCAGACGCGGAGCCAGAAGUCACCGAGGCACUGUUCGAAGACGCGAAAGCCGACCUUCUACAGCUGCAAAUGAAGAUUGUUGCGCUUCAGGGAGCCAUUGGUGGACUGUGUGAGGAGAAGAAGAAUUCAACCGGAAUGGAGAAGAAGAAACUUCCAUUUCGCUUCCCCGAUCUUCCGGCUGAGCUUCGCAAUCGAGUGUACGCCUUUGCACUGGUCGACGGAAAGGUCAACCCGAGCAUCUCGAAGUUCGUCCUCCCACCGGUCACUCGUGCAUCCAAGCAACUGCGCACCGAGUCCCUCCCGCUCUUCUUCUCGGAGAACAGCUUCCAGAUCACAGUCUUCAGCAACUUCGUCCAGCGCAAGGAGACUCGCGACUUCUUCGCCACCCAGGCCUCCGGCGUCCAUGGCCCAAUACCCUCCCAGGCCAAAGGGCCCAUGGGCAGAGCCGGCCGUCUCAACAUCAAGGCGCCAGUCAAGAAGAUCAUCAGCAAAGCCGGCAACAGCGCGCUCUUCAGGGAGGUCACGUUCCAUGUCAUCUCAACCGAUCAGUUUACCGCCGCCCAAAAGAGCGAUCGACCGGUUCCUUAUUCCACUGCUCACCUUUCCCUGAGCGUGGACGGCCGAUCUGGAGUACUGGCCAGCUGGGAGAGCGGUGCAUUGCACCCGGACAAGCGUUGGUUUGCGGCAUACGCGAAGCAAGAUGUGGACGAAGCUCUGGAUGGCGCGAUCAAGGUGGCAUACGACAUCGCUGAGCGCGCGGAAUUUCGUGGAUUCAGCUUGCGGGAUCUGGAGAGGAUUGGCAAUGCGUUUCGGUUCCAGAUUGGAAUGCGCGCGUAG